Messenger RNA from Anopheles nili, 3150 nucleotides. It is a transcript of the gene Hr38, whose product is annotated as probable nuclear hormone receptor HR38. Bases 1 to 3150 code for a protein of 1049 amino acids. Gene Ontology annotation, biological process: cellular response to corticotropin-releasing hormone stimulus; regulation of transcription by RNA polymerase II. The transcript is spliced from 5 exons. NCBI's taxonomy places the organism in Eukaryota, Metazoa, Arthropoda, Insecta, Diptera, Culicidae. Gene Ontology annotation, cellular component: nucleus; transcription regulator complex. The record is from RefSeq and is a predicted model, not a curated record. Gene Ontology annotation, molecular function: DNA-binding transcription factor activity, RNA polymerase II-specific; nuclear glucocorticoid receptor binding; RNA polymerase II cis-regulatory region sequence-specific DNA binding.
AUGCGAACCCGGCUGGCUUCGCUGAUUGUCGUGAAACAGGAGCCACUGUCGGCUACGUCACCACCGCCUCCCGGUGUCUCCACACCCACUUCCUGCUCCUUGUCCAGCUCAUCCAGCUCGUCCGGUUCGUCCUCGUCUUCGUCCUCGUCGCCCCCGUCCAGCCUCUUUCGCUCAUCGCUCGUCGUUGCGGAUGGUGACGGGCUGCAGUGCUAUGGCAGCUUUGGUCCCAUUUCCGGCACGAUCGGUGUGAGUAGUGGCCGUACUAGUGAGCCUACCGGGCCUCAGUUCUACUGCGAGCGCAAUGGCCACGGUUCUGCCCCGAAUGGUUUCGGGGGCGAUUUAAACAACAAUGAUCAGCCCGGCAAGGAGUUUGAGUUUUUUGACGCGAAAAAGUGUGCUCCCCAUUUGCUAUCGCGAGUGGCAACCUCACCGGUCCCAUCGGCGGUCGCAUCCGUAGAUCCAUCGUCAGUGUCGCAGUCUGCGAGUCUGACGAUCGACAGGAGUUCCCUGACGUCCGGUCGCAGUGGUCCCGGUUCCGGUUCCGGUGCCAGUGGCCAUUCGAACGACAACCUGCGCAAACCGGCAAUUGCCGAUAGUAGCAGCAGCAGCAGCAGCAGCGGCCCCAGCUCAGCGCCCAGCAUGUUACUGCUGCAGCCUCAGGCGUCAUCCUUUAGUUCCGUUUCUUCAUUUGAUUACCUGCUGUCACAAUCGCAGAGCCAUCAACAUCCGGAGCAGUCCUUCCAUUCGCAUCUGCCGCAUCAACAGCAGCAGCAGCAACACCACCAGCAGCAGGAGCAACCGCACGCUCAACAUCACCCACCGCUAGGACAUUCCCAGCCGCAUCCGCACGAUCCACAUCAUCCCCCAGCUCACCCACUCGAUAAGUUUGUGGAGCUGUUCAGUGCCACCCAACCACCUACACCAGCGGAAGCGAUCGCCACCGAGCCGUACCUGGCAGAUCAAACGCAACAUUCCAACAGCUCCAGCGAUACGCUUGUCGGGCUCGAGGACAACCCAUCCGCAUUCGGUGGUUCGAGUGACAGCAUCCCAUCGGCGUUGUUGAAAGCGAGCUACAAAGAGGAACUCCCAAGCCCGUUCAGUGCGGGUCCUUCCACACGAGCUCCAACCACCGAACCACCCGACACGGAUCUUCUGUUCGAGACGUCCUCCACCGAAGAGCUCGGGCUGCUAACGCUUCGUUCCAGCUCCGAUCCGGUGUUGGCCAGCAGCGCGAGACUUCCGCAAGCGUUGGUGCCGCAACCCGCGGGUCGGCCCACGCCACCUACCGGUCCAUCGGCGGCCAGUUCGCUGCUGCCCAGCUUCCAGGACACGUACCCCAUCAAGUACAACCAGCUGGCUAGCUACGGGCUCAAGAUGGACGACGAUUGCUUCAAGAUGGCGGGUUCACCGCAUCAUCAUCAGGCCGUAACUGCGGCUUACGCACACCACGGUGCCGUGUACGGGCAUGGACACGGACACCAUCAUCCGCAUCAUCACCAUCACCACCAUGCCGGAGGGCCAGUGGGUGUAGGUGGUGGUGUGGGAGUGCUUGGACCGGCUUUAGGACACCAAGCGCACUACGAGUUCGGUGGAGGACCUACCGGUGGUGGACCGACGGGAACGGGUGCAGGUGGCAUUACGCAGUACAACAACCCCACAGGACCUGGUGCCGGUGGUGGAGGUGGUGGUGGUGGUGGUGGAGGAGGUGGUGCUGGUUCGGGUGGAAGCUUUUACUCACCCUCGUACGAACAACACCCCGCGAACUACGGUGGACAAGUUGGUACGCAGGAUACGUACUCAUUGCCGCCAUUCCCGACGGUAGCUGAACUGCACGUUACUACGACGUGCCAUCGACGAUCGUCGUUGCCGAUCCAACGCUCAGAAUCGACGUCCAGCAGUGAAAGUCCCAAACCACCACGGAUCGCGAUCUACAACAAGUACGCCGGGUUGCCGAGUGCUUCAAGCUCAGCCAGCAGUUCGCCCGGUUACAUGAACAACAACAACCCGAACACGGUCAACAACAACGAGGUUGCGGCCGCAGCAGCAGCAGCAGCAGCAGCCAACGCAGGUGUUGUCGCAACUCCGGGAGCAAACUUGGCCAGGGCAUCACCAGCACAAAGCUCCCAGAGCCCGUCGCAGUUGUGUGCCGUGUGUGGCGACACAGCCGCCUGUCAGCAUUAUGGUGUGCGUACGUGCGAAGGAUGCAAGGGUUUCUUCAAACGCACCGUCCAGAAGGGCUCGAAGUACGUGUGCCUCGCGGAUAAAGCCUGCCCGGUGGAUAAACGCCGACGAAACCGGUGCCAGUUCUGUCGCUUUCAGAAGUGUCUCGCCGUCGGUAUGGUGAAGGAGGUCGUCCGCACGGACUCGCUUAAGGGUCGACGUGGUCGGUUGCCCUCAAAACCCAAGUCUCCGCAGGAGUCACCACCGAGUCCGCCUGUGUCGAUGAUCACGGCGCUGGUGCGAGCGCACGUGGACACUACACCGGAUCUGGCGAGUCUCGAUUAUGGGCAGUACCGCGAACCGGGUCAAACCGAACCGAUCAUCACCGAGGCGGAGAAGGUGCAGCAGUUCUACAACCUGCUCACAACCUCGGUCGACGUGAUCAAGCACUUCGCGGACAAGCUGCCGGGGUACAGCGAGCUCAGUGCCGACGAUCAGGAGCUGCUGUUUCAGUCGGCUUCGCUGGAGUUGUUCGUGUUGCGGUUGUCUUAUCGCGCCCGGAGUGAUGAUACCAAGAUGACGUUCUGCAAUGGCGUCGUGCUGCAUCGCCACCAGUGUCAGCGAUCGUUUGGGGAUUGGCUGAAUGCGAUCCUCGAGUUCAGCAAGAGCCUGCACGCGAUGCAGAUCGACAUUUCGGCCUUUGCCUGCUUGUGUGCGCUCACGCUUGUCACCGAACGGCACGGUUUGCGGGAACCGAAGAAGGUCGAACAGCUGCAGAUGAAGAUCAUCAGCAGCCUGCGGGAUCACGUCACGUACAACUCGGAGGCGCAACGCAAACCGCACUACUUUAGCCGGCUGCUCGGCAAACUGCCCGAGCUGCGAUCGCUCAGCGUCCAGGGGCUGCAGCGGAUAUUCUAUCUCAAGCUGGAGGAUCUCGUGCCCGCACCGCCACUCAUCGAGAACAUGUUUCUCGCCAGCCUGCCCUUCUAA